Messenger RNA from Linepithema humile (Argentine ant), 1545 nucleotides. Its product is annotated as tropomyosin-2. NCBI's taxonomy places the organism in Eukaryota, Metazoa, Arthropoda, Insecta, Hymenoptera, Formicidae. The record is from RefSeq and is a predicted model, not a curated record. Gene Ontology annotation, biological process: actin filament organization; muscle contraction. Gene Ontology annotation, molecular function: actin filament binding. Gene Ontology annotation, cellular component: actin filament.
UCUCCGCUAGUCCGACAUCACCGUGCGAAAUUAAUUAAACUGUCCGUCGAGUGGUUCGCGUAACGUGAUCUAUUAAUCGAUUGCUAAUCGUGCGAUUAGAGUGACGAGAUAAAUUGUCGAAUGACGGAGUGAAACCUCGCGGUGAACAAUAAAGGUUCUUCAUUGACCACUUGAUCUUCUUUUUUCUUGCUAUAUUUAAGUUUUGCGGGAUUGAUAAUCAAUAAGGAGAAAGCUCGAAAUCGCGCGUCACAAUGGAGGCGAUCAAGAAAAAAAUCGCGGCGUUGAAGCUGGAGAUGGACGCCGCAAAUGAGAAAGUUGAAGUCAAUGAGACGAAAGCGAAACAGGAAAAUAUAAGAGCCGACAGGCUGAACGAUGAUCUUAGGGACCUGCAAAAGCGAUUGACCCAAUUGGAGCGCGAUUACGGUAUCACCAAAGCUAAUCUGGAGCAAUCGACUGCCGAUCUGGAGCAGUGCGAAAAAUCUUGGUCUAAAGCUGAACAAGAUCGUACCGUCCUAACAAAGAGAGUUCAGGAGAUCGAAGCGAGUCUCACUAAAAAGGAAGAGCUGCGUCUUACUGCUCAAUUAAAGCUGGCACGUGCAACCGAACUCGCGGACGACGCGCAAAGAAUGUGCAAUGUCCUGGCGGACAGAAGUCGUUUGGAUGAAGAACGUAUGGAGAAGCUGAUGUCAGAACUGAAGGAUGCAAGAUUAAUUGCCGAAGACGCCGAUUCAAAGUCCGAUGAGAUAGCCAGGAAGUUGCAAUUCGUGGAGGAGGAAUUGGAAGCUGCUGAAGAAAGAGUGAAAACUAGCGAAGCCAAAAUCGUGGAACGCGAAGACGAACUCUUCAUCGUACAAAAUAUUGUCAAGUCUCUCGAAGUAUCCGAGGAAAAGGCAAAUCAACGAGUAGAAGACUUUAAGAUACAGCUAAAAUCUUUGAAGAAAAAGUUGAAGGAAGCGGAGAAACGUGCGAUUAACGCUGAAAGAACAGUCAAGACGUUAAUAAAGGAGGUGGAUAUGAAAGAAGACGAACUUAAAGAAGAGAAGGAAAAGUACAAGGCAGUCUGCGACGAUAUGGAUGCGACGUUCGCUGAGAUGACAGGAUACUAAAGUCCCGCGAAUAAAUUCGACUUGACUUUCGCUACUAUUCUUUCGCUUAUUCGCUAUUAUCUAACACGGACGCCUGAUUAUUUUACUGUGCUUAGAUGCUAUGCAAUGCCAAUUUGUUUUGUCAUAUGAAAUGCCAUAAGCGAACAUUAGAAAUAACCCGCUUCGCGCAAUAAUACACUGAUGGACAAGGCAUGCAAUACCGCUUGGUACUAUAACUGCUUUGGUUCGCGUAACACCUUGCCAAAAUCGACGAGCAACUGGUUCACGGUCGCUCGUGAUUUGCUGUGUCGAUCGAACAUUGACGAUUUCGUCUAUUUUUUUUCUUUCAGAAGCGUUGGAGGGACUUGUCGUUCGCUACACGUGAAUGAGACCAUGAUAUCACGCAUCCUUUUUAUUGUUCUAUGUAAAAUCUGUAUUUUCAAUAAACGAUACUACAAAU